Acyrthosiphon pisum (pea aphid) is the source of this 717-nucleotide messenger RNA. RefSeq lists its product as uncharacterized. Gene Ontology annotation, molecular function: nucleic acid binding. The transcript has a single exon. NCBI's taxonomy places the organism in Eukaryota, Metazoa, Arthropoda, Insecta, Hemiptera, Aphididae. Gene Ontology annotation, biological process: DNA integration. Bases 1 to 717 code for a protein of 238 amino acids. The record is from RefSeq and is a predicted model, not a curated record.
AUGGGAGAUUUACCCCGACCACCACUAGUCGGAACUAAGGUUUUUACACACGUAGGAGUGGAUUUUGCUGGACCGUUUUUGGUAAAGGCUGCCUUACUCCGACGUAUACAGACAACCAAGGGUUACUUAUGUAUUUUCGUUUGCAUGGCCACUCGCGCAGUACACUUAGAGUUGGUAAGUGAUUUAUCUGCCACACUCUUCCUAGCAGAUCUUAACCGUUUCGUCAGUCGUCGUGGUAGAUGCACCGAUCUAUACAGUGAUUGUGGAACUAAUUUUGUAGGAGCAAAAAACUACAUGGAUUACGUCAAGCGGCUCUUUAGCUCUUCCAAACUAACUGCGGGUAUAAGCAAUGUACACAUCCAAUGGCACCUAAAUCCCCCAACUGCACCGCAUAUAGGCGGGUUGUGGGAAGCGGCCGUUAAAUCCGCCAAGACCCUGUUACACCGUACAAUUCAGGAACAGGUAUUGACCUAUGAAGAGCUGAACACCGUUUUCCACCGCAUAGAAGCAAUUCUCAAUUCACGUCCAUUAGGAGCUAUGUCGUCAGAUCCAAACGAUCUCCAAACCCUCACUGCUGGACAUUUUCUCACGGUGGAACCCCUUGUAACUGUCCCAGUCCCAGAUCCACUACACCCGGGACCUAGACUUACGUUACAACAACGAUGGACACUAGUGCAACACCUACAAAAACACUUCUGGCAUCGAUGGUCAAAAUAA